This is a messenger RNA of Cuscuta epithymum, 876 nucleotides long. The record is from the annotation of a GenBank genome assembly. NCBI's taxonomy places the organism in Eukaryota, Viridiplantae, Streptophyta, Magnoliopsida, Solanales, Convolvulaceae.
CACUCGUCGAUCCACUUCCCCAAAAAUAAUUAAAGCUUUGGAUUCAGUUACCAAAGAUACACCACUUCGUCCAACCGCCCAUCUCUGGCCACUUGAUAAACUCUUCAUCUUCUCGGCCACUAUGGUUAAAACCAGAGGUGGUUUUGCCCCCACCGUGCUUCAAUGUUCUGGCCGUAACAAAAGCUCUCAAAAGACCUCUCCCUCCUCACCAGUUCACAUUAAUCUCGAACUCGUCCCUCCAAUCAUGGACGCGAGCGCUAACAACUCCAUAGCCGCUAAAUUUGAAUCCAAAUCACUGCCUACAGAGGUCAACAACCCGUCAUCUUCUCAGGGGGGUCUAAAUGGGAAUGGAAGCUCCUCUCCAACUGAGACCCAUGCAUCACCACCAACCACACGCCAACUAGACCAGAUGCUCAAGAUAACGCAAGGCACUGCCCAAAAAGUUCACACAGAAAAGGGAUAUUGCGAUGUGAAUCAUCCCCGACAAAGAGGCCGUCAAACAAUAUCCCAAGAUGGGGAAGAUAGCUGAUGAGGAUGCCGCGACACUCAAAGAGGCCUACUUGAAAUGAUGGUUUGUCAAGGCGUUGGAUCGAGUUUCAUUGCAUUUGGAGUUAAUUUGAAGAGGUUAGAGUCCGACAAUCGGCGCUUGAGAGGCAUUCGGGAAAGAUUUGAAGGCAUUCGAGAGAGAUUUGGAUCCCACCGGGAGAUUAACGACGAAAUUCUGGUGAAGAAAGAGCAUUUGGAUCGACCUCGUAGGCAUUCGGGUGCAUUUGGAACGAGAAACGGAGGAAAAAGUGAAGAAUAGGGUCAGGCACGGCGUGCCUGACUCCAGGCACGACCGUGCCUGAAGAAGAAUUAUCCUGGGAGCUACUGGAG